Messenger RNA from Elephantulus edwardii (Cape elephant shrew), 962 nucleotides. RefSeq names its product RWD domain containing 1 (gene RWDD1). Gene Ontology annotation, biological process: cytoplasmic translation. The record is from RefSeq and is a predicted model, not a curated record. The coding region runs from base 60 to 791 and encodes 243 amino acids. Gene Ontology annotation, molecular function: protein binding. NCBI's taxonomy places the organism in Eukaryota, Metazoa, Chordata, Mammalia, Macroscelidea, Macroscelididae. The transcript has 9 exons.
CUGGGCUGUGCGCGCUGCCUCGGCUUCGGGGCGAUCCAUGGGAAGCAGCGAGGGUCAGGAUGACAGAUUACGGAGAGGAGCAGCGCAACGAGCUGGAGGCUUUGGAGUCCAUCUACCCUGACUCCUUCACAGUACUCUCAGAAACGCCACCCAGUUUUACCAUUACUGUGACAUCUGAGGCUGGAGAAAAUGAUGAAACUGUCCAGACUACGCUCAAGUUUACAUAUAGUGAAAAAUACCCAGAUGAAGUUCCGUUUUAUGAAAUAUUCUCCCAGGAAAAUCUAGCAGAUGGUGACAUAUCAGAUAUUUUAAAAUUAUUAGCAUCACAGGCAGAAGAAAACCUUGGUAUGGUAAUGAUCUUUACUUUAGUGUCAGCUGUGCAAGAAAAAUUAAAUGAAAUAGUAGACCAGAUAAAAACUAGAAGGGAAGAAGAAAAGAAACAAAAAGAAAAAGAAGCAGAAGAAGCUGAAAAGCAACUCUUUCAUGGCACUCCUGUUACAAUUGAAAAUUUCUUAAGUUGGAAAGCCAAGUUUGAUGCAGAACUCUUGGAAAUUAAAAAGAAACGGAUGAAAGAAGAGGAACAAGCAGGAAAAAAUAAGUUAACAGGGAAACAGCUAUUUGAAACAGAUCAUAAUCUUGAUACGUCUGAUAUACAGUUCUUGGAGGAUGCUGGAAAUAACGUGGAAGUUGAUGAGUCUUUGUUCCAAGAAAUGGAUGACUUGGAGCUGGAGGAUGAUGAGGAUGAUCCGGACUACAAUCCUGCCGACCCAGAGAGUGACUUGACCGACUAAUGGACUGCCCCCAUCUGUGGGGUGGUGUGACUGCCACAGCAUCUGUGGCUGUGCUGAGAGGGUUGCAUUUUCCUUCCUUUUUUUUUUUCUAAGAAAAAAGAAUUUUCAGGAGAAUAUUCUUCUGAUAGCUUUCAUCAUUGAACUUAAUAAACUGACCUUAAAAUUUCAGAU